AUGAUACGGAAUGCCGAUUUCUUUGUCAAACCGAGACAUGAUCUUCGCACCAAGUCGGCAACGGGUGGUCUCAUCACGUUGAUUGCAGGAUCAGUCGCGGGUCUCUUGUUUCUUGCUCAAAUGUACACACAAAUCAUGGGAACGACGCAACAUUCACUCUACUUGUCAGAAUCCAAACCUAUUCCAAUGCUGGGGACCUUUGAUCCUUUUACUACUCGGUUGUACGACAUCAAAUCAAAAAUGACCAUGAAACUGCACAUUACCUUUCCUCACAUGGAAUGCAACAAUAUGGAAAUUAGAAUCAACGGGGCUCCCCUCAAGGAUUCUGAUUUUGAUUUCAAAUCACAAAAGGGAAGACGGCGAAUGGCCAAAGUACGACCCAAUGCGGCGGAUCUCAAAGAGGCUGGUUUCGAUCCCCACAAACACAAGACGGGAUGCACCAUCAAGGCUACCUUAAGAGUACCCACGGUGGCAGGACACGUUUCCAUUACCAUGUCCCAAUUAGCAUGGUCCCGAACGGUCCAACAACUCAUGAUGGAAGCCCAAAUGGGCAUCUUGACAUCGCCUGGGGGAGGCAAUGAAGCAACCCAAAAUUCACACAACAUGUCCCAUUACAUUCAUUCAGUCCAAUUUGGCAAACGAUUUCCACUCGCCAAGGACGAUCCCUUGCAACAUCGGGCGCAUGUCAUACAAAACAAAAUGGGUGGAAUUGCACUGGAAAACAUUCAAGUCAAGCUGGUACCCACCUAUUACAGUGGUUGGAUGUCCAGCAAAUUGACCUAUCAACAAUCUGUGGUCUCCCAUACGGUACAACCCGAACACAUGGUCAGUCAAGGAGUGGCUCUUUCUCCAGGAUUGGCCAUGAGUUAUGACUUGACGCCACUGGCAGUUCGACAUGAGAUUGGUCGAGACAAUGUGUUUGCAUUCCUAAGUUCGCUCAUGAGCAUUGUAGGGGGAGCCUUUGUCACGGUCGGUCUCUUUACGGGAUUGUUGGUGCACUCGGCGGCGGCCGUGGCCAAAAAGGUGGAUUAA
Messenger RNA from Cylindrotheca closterium, 1032 nucleotides. NCBI's taxonomy places the organism in Eukaryota, Bacillariophyta, Bacillariophyceae, Bacillariales, Bacillariaceae. The record is from the annotation of a GenBank genome assembly.